Messenger RNA from Tribolium castaneum (red flour beetle), 1014 nucleotides. Its product is annotated as pyrimidodiazepine synthase. Gene Ontology annotation, biological process: glutathione metabolic process. Bases 203 to 922 code for a protein of 239 amino acids. The transcript is spliced from 4 exons. The record is from RefSeq and is a predicted model, not a curated record. Gene Ontology annotation, cellular component: cytoplasm. Gene Ontology annotation, molecular function: glutathione dehydrogenase (ascorbate) activity; glutathione transferase activity. NCBI's taxonomy places the organism in Eukaryota, Metazoa, Arthropoda, Insecta, Coleoptera, Tenebrionidae.
UCUCCCUUUCCUUCGCACUUAUAUAGAGCGACAGAGAGAAAUUCCAUCGGCUUUUAGUCUCCGCAUUCCUGUAGGUGUGCAACUAUCUAAUCGAUUCACGGCGUUUAUCAACGUUUUUUCCCCUUUUUUAAGAAUAAAAGGCCUUGAAUUGAAUAAUUGCUGCGUAAUUACAACUAAAUCCGCUAAAUUACACAGAAUUACAAUGGCUUCACCUCAUCUAACAACCGGGUCACAACAGCCCCCCAAAAUCGAGGGCAAACUCCGCCUCUACUCGAUGCAGUUUUGCCCUUAUGCCCAGCGAGCCCGUUUGGUUUUAAAAGCAAAAAACAUCCCCCACGACAUAGUCAACAUCAAUUUGAUCAACAAACCCGAAUGGUACACCAAAGUGCACCCUGAAGGUAAAGUGCCGGCUCUCGACACUGGCUCAAAAAUAGUGGUCGAAAGCCUGGAUAUUGCUGACUUUCUUGACGCCGAAUACCCCAACAACAACCCCUUAUACUCCUCGGACAAAAACCGGGACAAAGAAUUGAUCAAGAAAAUAGCCCCCAUAACCGAUCUUUUUUACAAAUGCGUGGCCAAAACCGAGAACAAAUCACUAGAAGAGUGGGCCAAAGCCUUCGUCCCCCAUUUGGAAGUCUUCGAGAGAGAUUUAGCCGCAAGGGGGACCACGUUUUUCGGAGGGGACAAGCCCGGAAUGGUUGAUUACAUGUUGUGGCCUUGGGGUGAGAGGGCUGGUACUAUUGCGAUAGCUCACGGGGCGCAACUGCCUUUCGGAAGUGAUCAAUUUCCGUGUUUGAGGAAGUGGAGGAAAGCGAUGCGCGAGGAUAAAAUCUGCAGCGAGAUCUACAACGGGCCGGAAAAAUUCUGGAAGUGUGUAGAGAUGAAAUUGAAGAAUUUGCCACCGGAUUAUGAUAGUAUUUAAUUAUGGAUUUGUGAUAAAUGAUAAACAUGUUUACGAGGGUCAUGUGUUAUAAUGUUAUAAUUUACAAUAAAUCUGCUUUUACAUACUUUUUA